This is a messenger RNA of Thalassophryne amazonica, 921 nucleotides long. RefSeq names its product sperm associated antigen 8 (gene spag8). Gene Ontology annotation, molecular function: microtubule binding. The transcript is spliced from 6 exons. The record is from RefSeq and is a predicted model, not a curated record. NCBI's taxonomy places the organism in Eukaryota, Metazoa, Chordata, Actinopteri, Batrachoidiformes, Batrachoididae. Gene Ontology annotation, biological process: positive regulation of transcription by RNA polymerase II. Bases 125 to 715 code for a protein of 196 amino acids. Gene Ontology annotation, cellular component: cytoplasm; nucleus.
CGUGAAGUAUCGGCACAGAGAUUCAUGAAGCACACUGCGAGUGUUUUACAAGGUUUCAUUUGAAGUCAUUCAGGCGUUUGUGGUAGUGAGGUCAUUUCAAAAGAAUUCGCACUUUUGUGAUUAAAUGAGCGCUCAGGCCGUCACUGUGGAAAAUACAGCGGAUAAAACUAAUGUUCUGAUGGACCAGCAAGUGCAACAGAGAGGCAGUCUGAAAAACCAUUUGUUUAGGGUUGAAGCGCCGGACAAUGAGAAGACAAAACCGCAGAUCCAGAGAGAUGGACCCAGAGGUGUUUUCAUGACAGAUCCAACCUCUAAAAUGGAAAGUGUCAGCACGCUGAAAGCAUCCUACGUCCCUCCAAAGGGUCCAGGGGUGAGACUGCAGGGUAUCAGAGGCGAGCUUCGGGAAAAGCAUCUCACACAGAUGAUAAGUGAGAAGCUUCAUGCUGAAAUGAAUGCACCUCCUCCCAAAACAGACUUCACUUCCACAUUCCAGAAAGAUUUCUGCAUUGAGGGAUUCGUGCCUGUUACCCCAAAAACAACACAAGUUCAUGAUUACAAAAAUGACCCUGCUGUCACAUUUUGGAGUGAAAAUUUGCACAGGAUACAGGGUGUGACCACAGUAAAAAAUUUGAAAGCUCCCUUCAGGAAGUCGGCCACCUUCAGCACACCAAUCAGUGAGCAGCUGGAUGAAAUCGAGGUCCCACCCGACAACUGAGAGAAGUAUGUUGCCGUAUAAUCUGUUACUGAUAAAUAAAUAUGCUAUAGUACCUUUGAAUUAUACUUUACACAUUACUGAAGUGUGAGGAUUUGCUUCUUUUCUCCUUUUGGUAUUGCUAUAAACACAAUAUUCUUAGUCUGACAAAAUGAAAAUGAGUGGCAUGGUGACAUCACCUCUGCCACAGGGAACUCAUGAAGAGGAAU